ACAACCUCCUUCCUUCCCUCAUUUUUCUCAGUCGUUUCACAGUUGCAAAAACAACCCAUGACUCUUUAAAAGACGUGUUCUGGACACGAAUCUGCCAACAAACUUUUGACGUUAACCCCGCUAACUCUGUCAAGACCGAGGACAUCCAUCUUUCAGGCUGUCAGAGGGGAGCUUUGAAGAGACUCCCUAAGCUGGACAAGAACAUUGGAGGCUGAAAACUGAGCCAAAUUUAAACCAGGAAUUAUUCUUUCAAUAUCCAGAAAAGGCAGCUGGGCUAAGGAAAAUUUUAAAGAGAAAUCUUGAGUCAAGCAAACGUGAAUCUUUAAAGUCCCUUAAGCAACAACCUCAGUUACAACCAAAACAAUGGAACUCCAGAAGAUGAAUGGACACAGCAAGGAUGAAGGGUUUGAUGGGCUGGACGUCAUGGCUGAACACGAGGAGUUUCUCCCUCAUAAAACUGGUGCUAAGAAAGAAAUGCACUUUACAGAUUUCGAGGGAAAGACUUCAUUCGGCAUGUCCGUCUUUAAUCUCAGUAACUCCAUAAUGGGCAGUGGAAUUCUUGGAUUGGCUUUUGCAAUGUCCAACACUGGAAUCAUUCUUUUUUUAAUCCUGUUGAUGUCCAUUGCCAUUCUUUCUGCGUAUUCCAUCCAUCUCCUGCUGAAAUGUGCUGGAGUCGUCGGGAUCCGGGCGUAUGAACAGCUGGGGAAUCGGGCGUUUGGCUCCGUGGGAAAAAUAGUGGCUGCGUGCAUUAUAACAAUACACAACAUCGGAGCAAUGUCCAGCUAUCUCUUCAUCGUCAAGUCUGAGCUCCCUCUGGUUAUUCAAGCUUUUCUUGGAACUAAUGUAAACACCGGAGAGUGGUUCAUGAAUGGAAACUACCUGAUCAUCAUUGUUAGCGUUUCCAUCAUUCUUCCUCUAGCACUCAUGAAACAACUUGGUUACCUGGGCUACACCAGUGGCCUCUCCCUCACUUGCAUGGUGUUCUUCCUCAUUUCGGUUAUCUACAAGAAAUUCAAUAUUGAUUGUCCGCUGGAGGGAGAGGAUCAUCCUAAUGUGACGGUUUUUGCUGACGACCACGUUGCCAUGAAUGAGACGAGCGACUUAUGUGAAGCCAAGAUGUUUACCGUCAACUCACAGACCGCGUACACAAUCCCAAUCCUGGCCUUUGCUUUUGUCUGUCACCCCGAGGUGUUACCGAUCUACACCGAACUGCGAGAUGCCACCAAGAAACGUAUGCAGGGUGUCGCCAACAUUUCCAUCUUGGCCAUGUUUCUCAUGUACCUGCUGACGGCUCUUUUUGGAUACCUCACCUUCUAUGGUGCUGUGGAGUCCGAGCUGCUCCACACCUACAGUCGCUUGGGCUUCAAGGACGUCCUGAUCCUCUGCGUGCGUCUCGCGGUGCUCGUGGCCGUCACGCUCACCGUCCCCGUGGUUCUGUUUCCGAUCCGCAGGGCUCUACUCCAGAUCUUGUUCCCUGACAAGCCUUUCCACUGGGCCAGACACAUAGCCAUCGCAUUCUGUCUCAUCUUCGUGGUCAACCUGCUCGUUAUCUUCGUGCCCUCUAUCCGCGACAUCUUUGGCAUCAUCGGAGCCACAUCUGCUCCCACCCUCAUCUUCAUCCUACCUGGCAUCUUCUAUGUCCGGAUUGUUCCUGAAGAACAGGAGCCUUUACUGUCCAGACCUAAGAUUCAGGCUGCAUGCUUCGCUGCCCUGGGAUUCAUCUUCAUGAUCAUGAGUUUGUCGUUCAUCAUCACCGACUGGGUGACCGGGGAGUCCAGAAGCGGAGGUGGACACUAGCUGCCACUACCGAACAGCGACACCAUGAAAACAAUGCAACCAAAGCUCCCCGUCAUUAAAUUACCCCCUAAUCUGCCGAGCUGGACGGUUCGGCUGGAAAGAUAUGUGAAGGGCCUUCCACCACAACACCCCCCCCCAAAAAAAGAAAAGAGAAAUUCAAAAGUGAUGGGGCCGACCAAAGGUCAAAAGGACAAAAGGUCCUGUAACGGAGGAGAGAACAAAGAUGCAUGAGAAUACUAAGAAAUAUGUUCUGACUUAUUGAAACCUGUGUCACAGGCUGCAGCAGGGAGGUGUAGAAAUGAAUAGGAACGGAGUAUUCCAAGUUACAGUAUCAAGGAUGAAUGGGAACAGCGUGACUCAAAUGGAAAUCCUAUUUUAGAGGAUGGAUGUGUAGAGUGUCCUGGAAUAACUCAGUCACUGCCAAGCUCCUCACGAUCUCCGAGUGUACACGACAGAAAUGUGAUGAUGAGCGUUUGCUUUUUAUAAAAGAAAAUUACUGUCAGUUGCGAUUUUGUAAUAUAUUAGAGACACGUGUCAAAAAUCUAAAAAUUCUCUCAACGUGACAGAUUCAGCUCAGCGCGACGAGCGAGGGGUCAGUCUGCAGAUCCCUGACCUCUCCAAUCUGUCAAACUUCACUGACUUGUACAUGGAAAUGAAUGAAUGUGUUUUAAUAUGAUCAUUUGUUAAUAUAAUUCUGACAGUUAGACACGAGGUUAUCAUCGUCACAGAUGAGGCUGACGUGACCUUUCAUAUGUUGCAGCUUCUGGGGGUUUUGCUGCUAUAAUCAUGAAGGUCAAACGUACAGUUACUGACAAAUCACACACAGAGACAGACAAAGAGAGGAGGUUUGCACAAUAUCAAGUUUAUCCAUGUCGCUGAAGACGUCAUAGCUGCAAACCAAAGAAUUUAUUUAUUGUGUCAUAUUGAGAUGGGUUUCAACACAUUCUUUUUUAAAACAAAAUCAUGUUCAGCAAAGUCCAGUUAUCGAAUAAAUGUAAAAAAAAAAAAAUCCGGGUUUAGAAACGCGGUUUUUUCUUUCACGGAAUUAAGUUAAAAAUAAAAUAACUUUUUUCAAAAAUUGCCAUUCCGCCUGUACAUUUUUAAAUAAAUUUGAAUGUUGUUAUCUGUCAAUAAAAAUAUGUCUCUCAUUUGUA
This is a messenger RNA of Platichthys flesus (European flounder), 2951 nucleotides long. Its product is annotated as sodium-coupled neutral amino acid transporter 3-like. Bases 364 to 1797 code for a protein of 477 amino acids. Gene Ontology annotation, biological process: L-histidine transmembrane transport; glycine transport; L-glutamine transport. The record is from RefSeq and is a predicted model, not a curated record. Gene Ontology annotation, molecular function: L-glutamine transmembrane transporter activity; glycine transmembrane transporter activity. The transcript has 17 exons. Lineage: Eukaryota; Metazoa; Chordata; Actinopteri; Pleuronectiformes; Pleuronectidae.